GUCGUCCUGUGGUUAUACUUUUAAAACGGCCCGCGUCCGGCGCCCCGCGCCCCCGCUCCCUCUUGUCUGUCUGCGAACCAACCAACGAACGCCAAAGCCAGCGCCGCGGCGUAGCCACCACCCUCUACUAUUAUAGCCAACGUCUCUGCGCGUGCGGUGCCGGAGCGGCGGAACCUCCCCCCAUCCUACCUCACCAUGAUGGCAAUGCCGGACGCGGACCGCAACGCCAUGUCGGCGCCGCUGCUCCCGCGGCCCGCGUGCCUGACGGCGUCCUUCUCCUCCUCCUCCUCCUCCUCCUCCUCCUUCGCCUCCUUCUCCUCCUCCAACUCCUCCGACCCCUCACCCCCGUCCGCCUUCCCGCCGGCGGGGCCGUGCAAGGCGUUGGCGGUGCUGCGGGACCACGCGGGCUCCGUCUCCAGCCUCUCCCUCUGCGGGGAGUUCCUGCUCAGCGCGUCCACGGCCGGCGACGUCGUGGCGUGGCAGCAGCCCGACCUCCGGCGCUUCGCGCGCUUCGGCCACGGCGAGAGCGGCGGCUCCGUCAAGGCGCUGGCGGCCGCGGGCGGCCGCGUCUUCUCCGCGCACCAGGACGGCCGCGUCCGCGUCUGGCGCGUCUCCCGCGGCCGCCGCUCCGAGAACGCCUUCAAGCUCGUCGCCGCGCUGCCCACCGCCAGGGACUACCUGGGCCGGGUGUUCCGCCAGGACAGCUACGUGCAGACCACCGCCACCACGGCGGCGCGCCGCGCCCACCACCGCCGCCUCUGGAUCGAGCACGCCGACAGCAUCUCCUGCCUCGCCGUCGCCGUGCACGACGCCGCGCUCCUCUACUCGGGCUCCUGGGACCGCACGCUCAAGGUCUGGCGCGUCGCCGACCUCAGGUGCCUCGAGUCCAUCCGCGCCCACGACGACGCCGUCAACGCCGUCGCCGCAGACGCCGGCAUCGUCUACUCCGCCUCCGCCGACGGCCGCGUCAAGGCCUGGGAGAAGGGGAAGGCGUCGCAUUUCCUCCAGGGCGUCCUCGUCGCCCGCGACGGCGUCUCGUGGAACGCGCUCGCCGUCGCCGCCGACGACCGCCGGCUCUACGCCGCGGGCUCCGACGGCCACGUCGCCGCCUGGGACCGCCUCGGCGGCAGGACCGCCGCGCGCUGGACCCUCGCGUGCGACGUCAGGGCGCACGACGCCGCCGUGCUGUGCCUCUGCGUCGCCAGGGACCUGCUCUGCACCGGCUCCGCCGACAAGACCAUCGGCCUGUGGCGCCGUCAGAGCGCCGGCGAGCUGGCCAAGGUGGGCGUCGUCAGAGGCCACGAGGGCCCCGUCAAAUGCAUCCAGGCGUCCUGGUGCAGGCUCACCAAUGGCUGCAUGGUCUACAGCGGGAGCCUUGACAAGACCAUCAGAGUUUGGUGGGUGCCCGGUGCCUUGCAGCAUGCCAAUGACAAAGAGCAGCAGCAGCAGCAGCAAAAAGAUGGCUUCAAGGAUCACAAGCACAAGGCUUCUUUGUUCUUGAGAUGAAACUUGUGUCUGCUCCAAAUUUCGAAAUGGAUUGAUUGAGAUUGCUCAGGUCUAGUCUGUAUUUUGGAUUGGUUGAUUUAUAUUACAAGGAUAAAUGGGUAACACACAAAAGUAGCCAUAGAGUGGGUGUGCUUCUGUAAAUGGCUGUAUACUAUGUUCUGAUUCUUCUUUGAUAUAGGUUGACUACAUGGAGAGAGAGAAAAGGCUCAAUGACCUUAUUUGUGAAAUUA
This is a messenger RNA of Zea mays, 1736 nucleotides long. Its product is annotated as protein JINGUBANG. The transcript has a single exon. The coding region runs from base 196 to 1506 and encodes 436 amino acids. Lineage: Eukaryota; Viridiplantae; Streptophyta; Magnoliopsida; Poales; Poaceae. Gene Ontology annotation, molecular function: protein binding. The record is from RefSeq and is a predicted model, not a curated record.